Molecule: messenger RNA, 3062 nt
Organism: Carassius auratus (goldfish)
Lineage: Eukaryota; Metazoa; Chordata; Actinopteri; Cypriniformes; Cyprinidae
Product: nucleolar protein 4-like
Exons: 11
Coding region: 701-2767 (688 amino acids)
Source: RefSeq, a predicted model, not a curated record
GCAGCAUUGCACGCGCAGGUCCGAUUCAAACAGGUGGAAAUAGUGGGACGGUCCUAUCGCGUGACGGCGGCUCGUGAAGGAGGUCUGUUUUAAACCGCACAGCGUUUUUUGUUUGAACCAAUGCUAUUAAAAUAAUUCGAGUCGUUUUUGCUGAAAAGUCUCGCGCGCGAAUGACAUCAACAGGAUUGUGCCACAUCCCGUUUUAGAAUGCUGUCUCGCGCCGGUCGUUUAAAAAGUGGGCCGUUAAAAUCUGUUACACGCCGAGCUCUGUCACCCCUUCCUUGAGCCAGAAAGGUUGUGUGUGUUUUUUGUCUUUUACAUUUACGGCAUCGACCCUCGGGGUUUUUCCCACUUGCUCUGGUCCCCGAGCCGUUUACGCACAGGUGGGAGAUACCCGCUUGGUAGGACAGCCCCCUCUCUCAGUUCCUCAGCGGAUGAUGUGUGCAAGUGACAUUUGCCGUUGCGGUUUGGGACAGUAGGCGAGGCGUCUCUGCAAACAGGUGUGCGACUGCCCAAAACAGACACGCUUAGUACGACUUUUUUCGCCUUGUUUAGUGGAGGUGGACCUCCAGCACCGGUGUCAAAGCGAUCAUCCUCGUAGCGGGACAGGGAGAGGAGGGGGAGUCUACUGUCGUUAUCAGGCUUUGUAGUUGCAUUUGAUCGUUUCGAAAAGGGGCUUGCGGCUCACAAAGAGGAAGGGAUGGCAACUAAGAAACCAUGCGCGGAUUUAACAAAAAGAAGCCGAAGUCCCGUCGUGCUGGAGGCUGAGAUGUUCAGCGAAUUUCAGGACUGGUGUCUCCGGACUUAUGGAGACUCGGGUAAAACAAAGACCGUGACUCGCCGAAAAUACAACAAAAUCAUGCAGACCCUGCUACAGAACGAGGAGUCGGACGGUGUCUAUGUCGACAACAGCCACAUCAACGCCAAAUUCAAAUUCUGGGUGAAGUCCAAAGGCUUUCAGGUCGGCAGCAACAUCUUGGGCGAGCACAACAAGAAAGAGUCAUCGGGGAAGCCCGUCCUGUACGUCCCUGUCAAGUCUACGUGUUCAGAUGGAGGGGCGGCCCAGGACAGCUCUUUGAAGCGGGUUGCUGUGGUGGAGGAUUUUUUUGAUAUCAUCUAUGCCAUGCAUGUCGAGAUGGGGGCAGAUCCCGGACGAGCACCCAAACAUGCCGGCCAGAAAAAGACCUAUAAGGCGAUUGCAGAGACCUACGCAUUUCUUCCACGUGAGGCGGUGACCCGUUUCUUGAUGAGUUGCGGAGAAUGCCAGAAAAGGAUGCACAUCAACCCCAGCACAGCAGAGUUCAAAGAAAAUGACCGGCCCACCUCUCUGGUCCCAGACCUCAUCGAUUACAACAUGCCUCUCACUGCCACCUAUCUAAAACAGAUGAAACUACAGUGCAUGAACACCAAUGAGCAGGAUGAGAGUUCGGUAAGCAGUGAGGAUUUGGACAUGGCUGAGCCCGCGUGGGUCUCUACUGAGCGUGCUCCAGCCGCAGAGCCCAGCAGCCCCACCGCCCCGUACACAGAGAGGAUGCCUACACCGCCACAGCCCAGCAUUAAAGAGGAAGAAGAUGAUUCCUCUUCAGAGAAUGGCAGCACAGCGAACGGUCUGCCUGCACUGACUCCGCCUGGCGGUGCUGCCAUGGCGACAGGAGGAGUUCCUGCAUCUGAGGGGGUGGUUCCAUACGGAGAGGUGAACGGUAAUGGUGCCGCAGCGCCACUGGACUUCAGCAACACUUCAUCGUCCUCUUCAUCGCAGGAGGGACAGCAGCCUGUCAACCUGAGCGACAGACUCACAAUCGGAUCCUACGCAUCUGACCCCAACAGAAAAUUCCCCGUCAAAACUGAGUACAGUAACAAGUCCCCUCAGUACAGCUCAGGAAGCUAUGACUCUGUCAAGACGGAACUGAGCACGUGCGGGGAGGACAUGACCCCCGGCCGCUCACAGGUCAUAGAUGAUGAUGACGACGAUCACGAUGACCAUGAUGACAGUGACAAGAUAAAUGACGCCGAGGGCCUGGACCCUGAACGACUUAAAGCUUUUAAUAUGUUUGUGCGGCUGUUUGUGGAUGAGAACUUAGACCGGAUGGUUCCAAUCUCAAAGCAGCCCAAAGAGAAAAUCCAGGCUAUCAUCGAGUCCUGCAGCCGCCAGUUCCCAGAGUUCCAAGAACGUGCUCGCAAACGUAUCCGAACCUACCUCAAAUCCUGUCGCCGCAUGAAGAAGGGUGGCUUUGAGACACGGCCCACACCCCCUCACCUCACCUCCGCCAUGGCUGAGAACAUCCUUGCUGCUGCAUGUGAGAGCGAAACACGGAAUGCUGCGAAGAGGAUGCGCCUUGACAUCUAUCAGGCCCAUGAUGAGUCAUUUGCAGCAGACAAGCCUAACUCCAGAGAUCCGGCUGCUCUGGCUAACUCAGGCUUCACACUGGCCGCCUCAGCCUACUCCCAGGACCAACUCUACACCAAUGGUGGACUUAAUUACAGUUUCCGUGGAUACGGGACCAUUGGCAACAGCCUCCAAAACAAUGGCACAACACAAACCAAUGGUCCCACUGAUCUCAGUAUAAAAUCUUUGGCAUCCAACAGCACGUCCUCCUCCAGUUCAAACAGUCAUGGUCAGGGCGGAGGGGGCGGAGGGGCAUCUGCCCAGCUCAGCCCGCCCGAGGUCACGGCGGUUCGGCAACUGAUUGCAGGCUACCGUGAGUCUGCGGCCUUCCUGCUCCGCUCUGCUGACGAGCUCGAGAACCUCAUACUGCAGCAGAACUGAGAACUGCACACAGGCUGGUGCUGCCCGUCUCUCUUUAACACACACAAAAAUGCACACUAUGACAGGAAAGUUACAUGUAGCUAUGUGCACUUACACACAUAUACACCUAAAGCCCAUAGGCGGAGUUUGACACCACUUAGGGGGAGCAAAAUGGGGGGAUCAGAAGAAGCGGUGUCUGAAACGCACAUACAGGGUAAAAUAUUAAUAACAUGGUUCACUGGCCAUGAACUUGUAAUUUGCGAAUUUUUUAAAAACAUAACACAACAUUUUAUUUAAAUGUAAAUUACUUAUUAUU